AUGACGACCCUGUCGAGAAAGAACUGCAUAGAUUCCAUGAAACUAACUAUGGAAUUACAAAGACUAAGUGCCAACCUCGAGGAUAGAAUUUCUGUUAUUGAACACAAAAAGAGCGGAAUAAAUAUGGCCAUAGCUUCUCAUGCCACGCCCAUUUAUCUCCAGAGGAGGGGCAACAAAGACUAUAUUAAUUCCUUUGACACAGUUCAACAGAAUGACGAGCCUCGUUCCCGAGCAGCAAGUUUCGGGAAAGCGGAAUCAGUUCAAUCAUUGAGAAGAAAAAUUAAAGAUUUUUCGACUCAUGGCGAUACAUCGGAAGACGAGUUUGCGCACUGCAUUGGUUCUCACAUCGCAUCCACAAGAGGACUUCAUAACUGUGAGACAUGUUCUGCCUUAAGCAGAAUCAAUCCCAGAGGGCGCCGUAUGUCGCUUCCUGCAACACUGGUGCAUGUAAAACCCAUAAAGAAAUUAAAAAGUGCAAAUUCGAAUUCAAGUUCAAGCUCAAACUUGAAUUCGUCCAGGGGAAACCUGACUGGUUCUAACAAAGUGCCGGAAACAUUUGAUACGGAGGAAAUCGAUAUGCAUCUACGGAAAGUUAAACGGGAGCUUGGAAAGAGAAAACCGAAGACCGUGUCCGAGUUACGCGCCGACAUGACCACGACAUAUCAGCACAGAAAAGAGUUGGAGCAGGUCGAGAACGAGAUUAUUAACGAUAUGAUGAAGUCACUUGAUGACAAGUAUUACAAAGAACUCGAAGGAUGUCGCUAUCACAGGCAUCACGGUAGCCUAGCAAAUAAACAGUUAUCAGUAGAUGAGAUAUUUCAUUAG
This is a messenger RNA of Ylistrum balloti, 825 nucleotides long. RefSeq lists its product as uncharacterized. The coding region runs from base 1 to 825 and encodes 274 amino acids. Lineage: Eukaryota; Metazoa; Mollusca; Bivalvia; Pectinida; Pectinidae. The record is from RefSeq and is a predicted model, not a curated record. The transcript has a single exon.